This is a messenger RNA of Xyrichtys novacula (pearly razorfish), 8029 nucleotides long. The record is from the annotation of a GenBank genome assembly. NCBI's taxonomy places the organism in Eukaryota, Metazoa, Chordata, Actinopteri, Labriformes, Labridae.
GUAUGUAUAUGCGCCGCCGUCGCAGAAACAGCAGCAGCGAAUGGUCACGGCUGUGUUGUGUUUUGAUGGAGAACACAGAAUCAGGACACGAUCCGUCGUUUGAUUCGUGACACCGACAGCUGUGUGAGAUCUGGGGCAGCGCUGUCAUCGAGCGGGAAGUAUGCAGGAAAAGGGUUUGUUAUGGGUUCCAGACUCAAAGGCAGCCGCGUUAGCAUCAUGGUAGCCGCGUAGGUGAUGUUGUAGCCAGCCAGCCUGUCUGUCUGCUCCGGUGUUCGGACCCGCUUUGUGUGCAGUCGUCGGUCGGUUCGUAGUCUCUCUGGAAUGCAUCUCUCCAAGAAAUGUUCCGCCUUCAAAGUGGUGCUGAGUGCUCUGCUGAUCGUGGCGCUCCUGCAGCUCAUCUACCUGUCCUUCUUAUCCAGGUUUCACGGGAAGCAGCAGCGGUAUCGAUACUCGGAGCUCUUCGGAAGCUCCGCGGGCAGGAAAAAUGCCCACACCGAGAAAAACUCGCGCAAGGAGCGUCUGAGGUACUCACUAUCUACCGGUGGGAUCUUUGACAACAGUGGUCAGUACCGGAUCUACAAGAACCUGAUCAAAAGUGAUUUCACCUCUGAUCUGAAACCAGGAUCCGAGCCCAAUGUCCUGGCUCUGGGUACCCACACAACCAUCAACAACCUGCAUCACCUGGAGUCCCUUCUGGACAGGUGGCAGAACCCUCUCUCUGUGGCCAUAUUUGCACAUGGGCAAGACGUGAAGUUUGCCACAGCCCUGGUCUACGCGCUCAGCUUCUUCUGCCCCCACAUCCAGGCCCUGGUGGACUUCCACUUAGUGUGCCUCUCAGGGGAGAUGGCCAGCUUCCCUGAGCAGGACCGGGAGCAUUUUGCAGGUCUUGAGGACUGUCCUUCUGUGUUUUCCAGACUGGAGACAUACAGGGACAAACACAAGAACUACGCCAUCAGUGGGAACGUCUCUUACCCCAACAACCUCCUUCGAAAUGUUGCCAGAGGGGGCACAGAGUCCUCCUACAUCUUGGUCAUUGACAUCGACAUGAUGCCGAGCGCCGACCUGCACCAGCAGUUCCUGGACAUGAUCACGAAGCGUGAGCCAGCCAGUGAUGAGGUUUUCGUCCUUCCUGCCUUUGAGAUCCGUCACGCAAGAAAGUUGCCGGGUACUAAGUCGGAGCUGGUCCAGCUCUAUCAGGUAGGAGAAGUCCGGCCGUUCUACGAGGAGCUGUGUCCUCGUUGUCAAGCCCCCACCAACUACUCGCGUUGGGUCAACAGCCACGUGAGAGAUACAGGUACCUUGGAGGUGGCCUACACGCUCACCUGGGUGGACCCCUGGGAGCCUUUCUACAUCGGAUCUCGCACUGUGCCGCUUUAUGACGAGAACUUCAAGCAAUAUGGUUUCAACCGAAUCAGCCAGGUUUGUACGACCUUAGAAACCUUUGUUUGAAUCACAAAACGAAGUUCACUUAGCAGGGGUCAAAAAGUUAGCGGACAUGUAGUAGAAAGUUGAGGUUGAGGGAAACAGCCUGGUCGUUUCUGGGGUAAAUUUGGGAGCAUUUUCAGUCUAGGUAGAAGACUGUCCUUGGCAGAUGUCAACACUGUCCUGAUGCCAUCCCUUUACCUCUAAAUACAGUCUUCAGCUGGUUCACUGUUGACUUCUCACUCCACCUCCCUUAAAGAUGUCAAAAGUCUUUAUAGUAUUAUCUUAUUUUGUUUGUACUGAAUUGAACCGCAUCAUGUUGUUUGUAUUGUGGAUACACGGUAGAUAGCCUUAAGUCGAAAACAUACAGGAUCCGUAGUAUUGAGCGCGUUCCGUAUUUGCGCCGUAGAGCAGCAUUGGGUAUCGCAUACAGGAUGCGUAUUUGGAGUGUAGCAGCAGCGUAGUGCAGCCCCGGUCAGCUGGGCUCGGUCAAGUCAAGUCAAGUCAAGUCAAAACCGUCUGGUUUUUAGGACGCUCAACAGCAACUGGCCAGGGGACCUUGAGGCUCUGGCUGGGGAGUGGUGAUACAGGAGCUCGGACAGGUAAGGAGGGGCAGGACCAUUGAGGGCUUUAAAAACGAUUAAAAGAAUUAUAAAAUCAAUGCGGAAGCGGCCUGGGAGCCAGUGAAGGGUCACUAAAAUAGAAACUAUGUGGUCGCGCUUUAGUAUUUCUCAUCUACACGAACUGAUACACAGUUGGGAGUUCGCAUACGUUGUUUUGUUUUGAAAUAACAGAUGACAUACUUGGUUUCCUUGACUUGUCUAGAACGAUCUUCUCUGCGUGGAUUGACGCAUAUUGAAAGCGUAGAACAGCAAAAAUAGAUGAUCUCGAUACGAUACUGCGACGGAGCUGAUACGCGUCUCGUAUGCGAUGCUGCGUUGAAGAAUGGCAACCUAUUUGCUGCGUGAUGAGCGAUGCUGCUACCACGCUCCAAAUACGCAUCCUGUAUGUUUUAGUCUUUAGCUGUAUAACAAAGCAAAUGAGAAUUAACCAGACAGGAAGACUCUAAAGAAAGAAAUCGUGACCAAAAAUUUGAGCUUAAAGUCGGGGUAUCUAGGUUUGGCCGCUCUCGUUUCAAUCUCUCACAACCCAUGAUCCAAUCUAGCCUUCUUUUAAAUGUUUUAAAGAUGUGAUUUUGGCCUUAAAAAGCAGCAGCUGUCAUUCGCCACAGCAGAAUACAUUUGCCAGUUUCCUUUCUUUGAUUCAGCUCCUCUUCCUCUUCUAUCCGUCAUCACCUCCUCUACCCGUCGCCUCUCUUUCCCCCUCAUCACUUCCCACGUACAUGUGUCCCUCUUUUCUAAUCCUGUCUCCCCGCCUCUCUCUCCCCUCGCAGGCCUGUGAGCUCCACGUGGCCGGGUUCAGGUUCUCGGUGCUGAGCUCAGCCUUCGUGGUGCACCGCGGCUUCAAGAUCCAGGGGGAGUUCCACGCCAAAAAAGACGAGGAGAACAAACAGAACCGGAUUCUGUUUCGCAGUUUCAAAGAAGGCCUGAAAACCAAAUACCCCUCCUCCAGCCGGCGAUGCUGAAACAAAACGAAGACUACGGACACACAUUUCUCUUAAUCCAGACAGAUUUAGCUCCUAGUCAGGCUCUCCCUGUCCAGAUCGCCCCACUUUCUCCCUGAUUUCCUCUGAUGAUGACACAUUAGUUUAAUCUCAUCAAACUCUUGGGUUUAUUUCAAGACUGCCUGACAAAGAGCAGCAGGAGAUGUCCUCUGGGGAUUCGUGACAGCUAGCUGCUGAAAGACGAAACGUUCAUUUGAGGUUAGAAAACUGUCGCCAACUCAGGAGACUCUCAUUUCCUUUGAGGCGAAUGCAAAUGUGCAGUCAGGAGGGCGCUUGACUUUGUUUUGUCUAACAGCACAUGAGGUACAUUUCCUAUUUGAGAGAUUUUUGAGCUUGUACAGGUAUAAAAAUAACACAAACUGUGACUUUAAGACGCUAUAUAUUCACUCAGACACCAGUAACAUUAGCUCUAUUUUUACUGAGCGAAACAUUGAGCCGAAAGUUUAACAUUUCAUGACAGCUGAUCAAAAAUGGCGUUCCUCAAGGCCUGAAUAUAAACCUUUUUAGAAGUCUGUAAUUGAUUAAAGCUGGAAAAGUGCUUUAUUAUUUAUUCACACACUCACUGAGGAUGAAUGGAAACCUUUAUCUGCUCGCAACGAAUAAGAAAAAAUUAGAUUUUUGUUUUUCACCUCACAGAUAAGUCGAUUUUUGAACUCUUGUUUCAAUAUCAUGACUUUUUAUUUAAUUCUAUCCAACAAUUUUGACAUUUCCUGAUCGAUUUGACCUUCUAUCUCAAAAACACGAACUUUUAAAUCAAAAUGACGAGUUUGUCCAACAAUCUACAGUUUUUUUAUCCUCAUUAUGGAUUUUGUUAUCCUGAGAUAUUGUGUUUUCAUCGAAUGGGUUUCCAUUCAUUUGCAUGUAUAUGUUAAGUCAGGAAAAGUGACCUCAUAACCAGCUGUUUUAAAGACAGGAGGAAAUUUCCUUCACAAUGUAGCAGAAAACAAACGAGCUGAUGAAAAAAAUCUAUCCUGUUUCCUAUUCUGAGGUAUAUCUAUAUUUUCUCAAUGAUGAAUACAGCUGCUGCAAUUUUCAAUCAGAACUGACGCUUUUUUAAGGCUGUGUCAGUCAGUUAUGAGCUUCACCCACCAGAGGGCGACAGGUAUUCAUGUGUUGAGUACAGUGAGGGUCAGAAACAAGGAUUACACCACAAAGGUGGGACUGAAAUACUGACAUACGACCUGACUGUUUCAGAGGAGACGCUUUUUGUAUAACACUAAAUAUCGCCAAGACUGUGGAAAUCUGCUGAAUUAUCACACUGAGGAUCUGACGCAAUGAGCCGUUAGAUCAUAUGAAGCUGCUGCUGAGGUAUAUUUUCUAUUUGGGCAGAAAUGUAGCAGAGUUAGUUAGCAGGUAGAGGCAGAAAUAAAGGCGCACAAUCAACAGAAACACUCUAAACAAGAGGCCUGCAGCAGAACGAUGAUCUCAACACUAUUAUUUAUCUCACACUUUAUUCUUAAAACUACAGGAGCAUGUCGAUCCUGCAGUGUUAGUCCACUUUUUUCAUGUGUUUUUAGUGAAAAUGCACAAACAGACAUAAGUAUGUUUUAAUCAGGGAUGCACAAUACGUUUAUUUUUCUUAGAGAUUGGCAAAAAACAAGACAAACAUUAGAUCCUGCUAUAAAUUAAAAACGUAAAACAGAUAUUCAGAGAGGAGUGUUUACUGUUUAUGAUACUUCUGAUUACUUAAAUUUAGUCGUGUAUAAAAAACAUUUCAUAUCUUAGCUGUCAUUGGCGGCACAAAUUAAGUGGCAACUUUUUUUUGUUGAUGAUUAAUACGUUUUACAACUUUUUAUGUUAACAUCCGCUGCUAUCGAUCCUACACUGAUAUCGUGCAUCCCUGGUUUGAUUAUUUUUCUGUCCUUACUUGCCGUGUUCUUGUACGACUGAGUAUAGAAGCCACAUGAGAAAAAAAAUAUUAACUUUUUUUUUUUUUUUUUAAAGAUAAGAAUUUUUUUUUGUGUGAAUUUCAAGAAUUAAGUCAGUAAAAUUAUUUUCUUUAAGAGUUAAAUCGACCUCUUAUGGAGAAAGUUUGUUUUCUUUGUUGUUUUCUCAUGAAAAAAUAGUCCAAAUAAAAUCAUUUUUAGUAAUUAAUUAGUGGCAUAAUACUGUUUUAGAGGGGUCUUCCCAUGGUCUUGAUACUUGUAAUAAUGUGGUGCUGAUUUGCCAAAACGUAAAGUUCAAUUUUACGAGAUUCUUCAUGUCCUAAUUUUAGGACAGGCAGCUGGCUGCUCACUGUAAACCUAAACUACAAACUCAAAACGUCUUUAUUCUCAUAAGAUUUCAACUUUACUACAACUUUAUUUAUCUACCAACAUGCCUUUAGAAAAUGACUUUGCCAGCUCUUUAUUUGCAGAAAAUACAUUAGUUUAAUUUUUUCAAUCUUGACAUAAAAUGGUAAAUCUUUCUCAUGUGGUUCUUAAACUCGGUCUUACGUUUGAGAUAUUUAUUAUUGAUGUUUGCCUUUGUUUGGAGCUGGUUAAAUCAGCUUUUAAUGACCUCAAACAGGAAAACUGUAGCAUGAAAUUGUGUUUAGUGCUAAAAAACUACUUUUUUUGAUGUGAGAUCACUUUUAUUUUGUGGUGUUGUGUUUUGUUUCUCAUAUCUCUUUUUGGAAAAAGCAUUUCUUUUUUCUAUUUAUUUGUUCUUUUUUGUUUUAACACGAUACAAUGCCUGGUUUGUUUGAUGGAAUUUCUAUUAAAAGUACUCUGACCUUUAUUCUACCCGCAGCUCUGACUCAUUGUGCUUUCGCAGGAAUCAGUCGCUUGGUACAACCGCUGAUCAACAUCCCGAGUCGUCCCACGGCUGCAAAAUGCAGAAAUCCAAUUAAUUAACUUCACCAGAGGGAUUUGUAAUGACAAGUACUGUCAAACCAGGUUCUUGAAGUAUCACUUAAAUUGGACCUGAAGAAGCUGAAGGCGGGAUAAGCCGAGAACUUCGACGCCUGGAGUCUGAGAAACAAAUACAACACGGGAGAUUUGAGUCAUUUGAACUGGAAAUGUGUCAGGAGGGUUUGUGGGUUUGUUUGUUUGGCGUGUUAUUCAUACAGAGGAGGGACAACAAGCAGAUCUGUGGAGGAGUAUCGUUCGCCUAACACCUGACACAGUUGACAUGAACCUGUGGUGUAACCUGGCUUAAGAGGGGGGGUUUAAAGGCAUCUCUGCACCAGUGGCAUGUGAUGGGUGAUUACAGCGCGACGGCAGGCCAGCAUCCAAUUAAAAGCUCCUAUUUAGUAAUUAAGAUCUGUAUUAAAGUGGACUUUGGGGAAUUCUCAGAAACGUUCAAGUUUGACCUGGACUAAAUAAACCAACUUUUUCAGCUCCUGGUUAGAUAUUUUGAUUUGGUUUGAUCGGAUAUGAUUUUUAUUUUUACAUAUAAGGGUUUGAGAAAGUUGAAAAAUAAAACCAUAAAUAGGUGUUUGUGUUGGCGACUUAAGCCGCGCAAGUGUUGAUAGGUGAGCCGGCCAUCUGUCGGUAAAGUAGAGCACGUGUGACAUUCGGCGCUUGACGACCGUCAGAGGCAUUUUCUGUGGCAUUUUAGUGGCUAAGCCUGCAUUAUGGGGCUCAGUGAUGAGGCCGGCACGCGAGAGCCGGUGACACGCAACUCUGCACGCAGAUUGGACACACGAAUUAUUGUGUAUUUUUGAUGAUAUGUGGUGUUUCGGCUUUCGGCUUAGUUUUCCCCCAACUUUAAUUCAACAUUUUCUACAUUUACGCUCUUCUCAAAGCAACAUGUAGACUAAAAACAGGCAAUAAUCCAAACGGACUUGAUUCGUCCUGCUGAGUAGGACUCAAGUCGAUCACCCUGUCCCAAUGGUGUUGCUUUUCCUCUCUGUCCCGGGUGCUAAUAAUGUGGCAGAAGGUGCAGAAAUGUAAGGCGGGGGGUGGCUUGUGUGGAUCAGGAGAGGCAGGUUUGGUGAGGUAAAGUGGGGUUUACAUCGACAGCUUUGGGGAGUGGAGGCUUAUCUGGGUCAGGGAGCUUUACGACAUAAGCAAUUAGGGCUGCCCUCUCUUGUGUACGCUAGCAGGAGGGAGGCCUCCCGCCAUCUAGAUUAGCCGCCCUGCUCAGGCCGGGGAGAGCUCGCCGGCUUCUGGACGGUGGAGGGAACCAGCUGGAGGGCGAGAUCAGGGGGCGGCGGGGGGUUCCUCAAGAGGAGGGAGGGGAGGGGUCAGAACACAGGCGUUGUAGACACACGGGCUCUUCUGGGUCAGCGAAUGGGUGAGAAAUGAAGGAGGCGGUGACCCGUGCUGAUGAGAGGAAUUCACAAAAUGAAACGUGGCGGCGAAUGAAUCGUCUGUUUGUCCUCGGUAUAGCAUGUUGAACAGCCGUCUGAAGAGAAAAGGUCCAUAGAGGAUGUUCAUGCCACUCAGCUUAACUUCAGUGAUUUCAACUAAUGAGCCACUUGACUGGAAGGAUUUGCAAGUGAUUAAAGCAAACGCUUCAGAGAAAUGGUUCAGGAGAUCUUUACAGUUAUCAGACGAUGAAUUUAGGAACCCGAGAUGUAAAUUUAUCCCAACAUUGAUGUCACGACUAAGCUUCGGUCUUUCUGUCACAAAUAAAGGUCGGAUAACGUCAGCGAGUGGGCGUGGAGGACUUUUACUAAACACCACAGAGUCCUGACGUUAUAUCUGUCUCAGGCUGUGGAUCUGUGUCCCUGCCAGAGGACCAAGCUUUUGACCUCAAGGCCUAAAAAGCUCAUAAACAAGAGUCUGGCCUCCAUAAAAUCACUCCUACAAACAAACAAAGAUGUCCUGGUGUAGUCUAGUUUUUUUAAGGUGAAGUCUGUAACACCUGAGUUUGUUAUUUUAAUACUUCAAUUCUUCAUACAUUUGGAACUGAUAUUGAUUAAAUGUAUUUCUGGUAGAGAUGCAAUGAUGAAUUUUUUUCCGAUCCAUUCCGAUACCUGGGCUGAGCGUAUCGGCCACUAUCCAAUACGAUCCAAUACUACUGUUGAAUGAAUGAACUGUAUACCUUGCCCUGUGA